Messenger RNA from Rotaria sp. Silwood1, 1014 nucleotides. Lineage: Eukaryota; Metazoa; Rotifera; Eurotatoria; Philodinida; Philodinidae. The record is from the annotation of a GenBank genome assembly.
AUGGUCCAACGACUCAACAUGAAUGCUGUCAUUUUUCAGGUUCGACCUGCGGGCGACGCUCUCUAUUCGUCGACACUCGAGCCGUGGAGUAUCUACUUGACCGGUACGCAUGGUAUUGCACCAUCACCCAUAUGGGAUCCUCUCCAAUUCAUUCUGACUGAGGCACAUAAACGCAAUAUUGAAGUGCACGCUUGGAUCAAUCCAUAUCGUGCUCGAAUGAAAGGUGCAACGUAUACUCCGGCUGCGACAAAUAUGGCUAAAAGAUUUUCAAAGUAUGCCUACACGUAUGACAAUCAACUCUGGAUGGAUCCAGGAUCAAAAGACGUUCAACAAUUUGUUCUCAAGGUUGCCGAAGAUAUCGUUCGUCGAUAUCCUGUCGAUGGUCUGCAUAUUGAUGAUUAUUUUUAUCCGUACAGUGAUGGUACCGAGUUUCCUGAUUCAGCUACCUUCAGUGAUUAUCAACGACAAGGUGGAACAAUGAAUAAGGCUGAUUGGCGUCGAUCGAAUGUCAAUUUUCUAAUUGAAUCCCUAUACAAUCACACACAUGCUAUUCGACCUAAAGCUAAAUUUGGUGUAUCACCCUUUGGCAUUUGGAAAACCGGUACACCAGCAGGUAUUACCGGUCUUUCCUCGUACGAUAGUCUCUACUGUGACAGUCGUUUAUGGUUACAAAAAGGUUUUGUUGAUUAUUUAACGCCACAACUCUACUGGGCAAUUGAUCCACCUGCGCAAUCCUACAGUGCUUUACUGAACUGGUGGGUAGGACAAUCGACCAAAGGUCGUCAUAUCUAUGCAGGUAAUGCAGCCUACAGAAUGAAUCAGGCUACUGGUCCAUGGGCAGUAACUGAACUCAUUCGGCAAGUCAAUAUUACUCGAACAAUGAGUAAUCGUCUUGCACUUGGCAAUGUUUUCUUUUCGACGAAACAGCUCAUUCAAAAUGUUAAAGGUAUUCAAAAUGAACUUGCCAAACUCUACACAGACAAGGCCAUUUCGCCCAAGAUGAAUUGGCUUUAG